UUAGAGAGUUAUGUUUUUAUAAGUUGGAAUGUGCAGGUGUGGGAAAAAUAUAGAUAUAGUAAAAUAUUAAAUUUCAAUAAAUAAAAUAAAAUCUAAAAAGGUUAUAAAUUUUACAAUAACAGUUUGUUAAUCUUCAAAAUUAUAUGUAUAUUGUUAGCUUUUUAGCCCGGCCCAAAUCAAAUGGGAUCAUGGGCCGUUUGUUAUAGUUUUGGCCUUAUCCAAACCGGCUUUUAUCAAAGUUCAAUUUGAUCCAAGCCGAGCUGAAAUGCAGUAGUUAAACGGGCCGGGCCAUGUCAACACCACGAGACCCGACCGACCCCCUGUUUUAAUGUUUUUAGACUCGAGUUCAAACGGGCCCAAGUCAAAGGGUCUUGACGGGGCUGGGCUGGACUGGGCUGAGGAUAUCUAUAUUUGGAAAGCUAAAUUUGAGACCCAUUAAAAUUAAUUUUGAAAAGUUGGUUCCCUCCAUUAUAAGAAACCGGAUCCUUCGAGUAAGUUUUGACCGGAUCACACGUGUCGUGAUUUGAUUGGACGCAGGUGAGGACCCACCGUACGAUCAGUGCUAUUUAAUAUGGGCAGAGUGUGUACUGCGCACUGCGAUCUGUGUACUCUGAAGCGGACAAUGCUACGCUACGCUCUCAACAAACGAAGCUAUUCAGAGCAGUGCGAACCCUAGCUCCGCAUCCACAUUUAUUUACGUUUGCCUUUAUUUGCUCAUACAUUCAAUUUCUCUCGAUUUUGGCUUUGAAUUUGGCUAAUAUAUGCGGUUGUGGUGAUUGUGUAGUGUUUUGCGGUUUGUGUGUAUGUUUUUGUUGUUGUUUUGGCGGUGAGGUUCGGAACGAGUUGCAUGAUCGCCGGAAAUGGCGUCGGCGUGCUUGAACAACAUCGGAAUGUUGUCGGAUAAGUUUUUGGACUGUAAACCGGUUAAAUGUCCGUCGUAUGGGUGGAUGAGCCCUAGAGUGUCGUUCGGCUGCGAGUUUCCAGAUAAAGAGGCGUCUAAAACCACAUCAACCAUGGUGAAUAAUGAAGCGGAGGUGGGAAAUGUAGAUGAAGAGAAGCAGGAGGAUUCAGAUCCAGAAAUAUCUGGCAAGGAUUUUGUAGAUUUCGAGUUCCGCCUUGAAGAUCCGGUGAAAAUGCUCCCCGCCGAUGAGCUGUUCUUCGACGGAAAGCUCGUGCCACUGCACCUUUCCACCGUUCAGAAGUCGGAUAAUUCAGGUUUGGAUUCGUCCGAAGUCACACGGGAGGAAGUUUCGAAAUCUCGCCGGAGAAAUGAGAUUUCCGCCACUGAUACUUACCUGUUUUCUCCCAAAGCGCCGAGUUGCUCCGGCCACUGGAAGGACCUCCUUGGCUUGAAAAAGCUGUAUCUAAACACCACUGCUAAGCAAGAAAUUCACAAAACAGGAUCGGAGCUGUCGUCGUCGGCGUCUCAUAAUCAGAACAGAAAAACUUCUAGAAGCGUCAAGCAGUUUCUUCUCCGUGGUUCCAACUCCGGAUUAAAUUCAUCCAUGGAUUCAUCACCGUUAACUCAUCCUCUGCUCAAGAAAUCCGACAACGAGUCGCUGUCAAUCUCCUCACGCCUAUCGCUCUCUUCAUCCCUACCUCACGAACACGACGAUCUUCCUCGACAUUCGCUCGACACCGAGAAACCUAUCUCCGCCGCGCCUCGUAACACACGUCAAAUCACAAAAAAUCUCCCCAGACCUCGAGCGGUCAAACUCAAGGCCGCCGCGCCGUCGUCAGAUCGGAGUCCAUUACGGAAAUCAUCGGAAUCUACACCUCCGGUGCGCGACGCUUCAGCAGACAGUCCACGAAUGAUCUCCUCCGGCAAAAUACUUUUCCACAGCUUGGAGAGAAGUUCAAGCAGUCCGAGCACUCUCAACGGCGGUCCUCGUCACCGACACCGAGGAGGCAUAGAGCGAUCAAAUUCCGCUCACGUCGUCCGCGUCACUCCGGUGCUCAACGUUCCGGUAUGUACACUUCGAGGUACCUCUAAAUCCACCGUUUUCGGUUUUCCUCUAUUCUCUUCUCCGCAGAAGAAAGAUUCCGCCAUUGCAAACAGAAACCAGCAGCACCGCACGAAGCUCCGCACGGAUCGAACUUCAUAGAGGACGAUGAUCUAACGCAGCAAACAUCUCAGGUACCAAUGCUUACUUAUCCUUCUGUUCUUCAUCCUAUCUAUAUGGAUCUUAAUAAAUUAGCAUUAUCUUCCUAAGCUUCCUCUUAUGUGAUAUUAUAAUUUGCUCUGCAAUUUCUUCCAGUCACUACUGAAUCUCUACAUAUUCAUAUCAAUCUCUCUUCUUCUUCAAAUUGAUUCUGCAUUUGGUAUUGAUUCAUGAUAAAAGCUUAGAACAGCAAGAACAAUCCGUGUGCUUAAUUCAAAAUUGUUACUGUCAGUUAACCCCAUUAGGAAGCAUCUGUUGUGGUUUAUGUUGUUUAAUUUGCUGUUUUGGGGUCAGCCUAGAAAAUCCAACCCAUCUCCAUCGUACCCACUGCUUGCGUAGAGAGAGAGAGAGUCAUUGAAUGAAACAAUGGGUAGAGGGAGGCAGGGAUAAAUAGCUAUAAAAUAUCUCUAUCAUAAGCUGUUAUGGAAUUCAGUUGUCGUUAUCUCCCCACUUCUCCCUGUCCUUAUCACCAUUCUAGGCUCAGUUUUAAUAGAGGUUUUUGGAAGUUCCGAUAGAGAUUUUUUAGUUUUGGGAAAUUUUAAUAGAAAAUAAUAAUAAUGAAAAAUUAAUACUAUAUUAGUGAUUAUAUUUAUUGUUAAUCUGUGUUUCAAAUAACAAAAAAAUAAAAAAGCAAACCUAUUGAUCCAUGGGCUAUUAUCCAAUUCACUUCACAUCAUCAUUUAAUUUGCUCUUUGUUCUAGAAUUAUUUCGUGGUAAUAGAGUUAGAUUCCGUGUUUGUUUAA
Andrographis paniculata is the source of this 2905-nucleotide messenger RNA. RefSeq lists its product as uncharacterized. The transcript has a single exon. Bases 861 to 2105 code for a protein of 414 amino acids. The record is from RefSeq and is a predicted model, not a curated record. Lineage: Eukaryota; Viridiplantae; Streptophyta; Magnoliopsida; Lamiales; Acanthaceae.